Messenger RNA from Salvia hispanica, 1594 nucleotides. Its product is annotated as 3-oxoacyl-[acyl-carrier-protein] synthase I, chloroplastic-like. Gene Ontology annotation, molecular function: 3-oxoacyl-[acyl-carrier-protein] synthase activity. The record is from RefSeq and is a predicted model, not a curated record. Lineage: Eukaryota; Viridiplantae; Streptophyta; Magnoliopsida; Lamiales; Lamiaceae. Gene Ontology annotation, biological process: fatty acid biosynthetic process. Gene Ontology annotation, cellular component: mitochondrion.
AUGUCGAGCAUUGCAUGUGCAGUUUCUUUAACUUUUUUUUCCAACAGGAGCAGCAAAGAUUCAAGAAACUUUCAUCGGCAUAACAGCAUUAGAUCCUCGGGAAGACAUGAGAAGAUCAAAUCAAUGGCAUCUCAAACUCCAACAGUUUCUUCUCCAAAGAGAGAAACAGAUCCGAAGAAAAGGAUAGUGAUAACUGGAAUGGGGCUUGUUUCUGUUUUUGGAAGUGACAUUGAUGUUUACUACAACAAAUUGCUUGCUGGAGAGAGCGCCAUUUCUCUCAUCGACAGAUUUGAUACGUCAGAUUUCACUGUUAAGAUUGCGGGCCAGAUACGCGGCUUCUCUUCGGAGGGAUACAUCAACGGGAAGGAUGAUCGCCGUCUCGAUGAUUGCUGGAGAUAUAGUUUGGUUGCCGGAAAAAGGGCACUUGAUGAUGCUGCUCUUGGGGAACAAGUUGUUGACACUAUGGACAAGACGAGAAUUGGAGUGUUGGUGGGAUCAGGGAUGGGAAACCAGACAGCUUUCACCAAUGGAGUUGAAGCCUUACUCCAAAAGGGGAAUAAGAAAAUAAGUCCAUUUUUCACUCCAUAUUCUUUAUCUAACAUGGGCUCUGCCUUGUUGGCUAUGGACACCGGUUUGACGGGGCCCACCUACUCCAUCGCAGCCGCCUGCGCCACUGCAAACUACUGCAUCCACGCCGCCGCAAACCACAUCAGACGAGGCGACGCAGACGUCAUGGUGGCCGGUGGGACCGAUGCUGCAGUCGUGCCACUCGGACUCGGAGGUUGCAUAUCCUGCAGAGCCUUGUCCCACAGAAACCACGACCCACACAAGGCGUCGCGGCCGUGGGACCUACACCGCGACGGAUUUGUCAUGGGAGAAGGUGCUGGUGUUUUGGUCAUGGAGAGCAUGGAGCACGCGAUGAAAAGAGGGGUUAGGGUUUACGCGGAGUAUUUGGGAGGUGCGGCUACCUGUGAUGCUCAUCACUUGACGAAUCCACGCCCUGAUGGGCUUUUCGUCGCGUCUUGCAUAAGCAAGGCUUUGAAAGAUGCCGGAGUGUCUGCUGAAGAGGUUAAUUAUAUAAAUGCUCAUGCAACAUCAACUCCAGCUGGAGAUCUUGCUGAGGUUAGAGCCAUCAAUAGAGUAUUCAAAAACACCCCUAACUUGAAGAUGAAUGCCACCAAGUCAAUGAUCGGACAUGGACUUGGAGCUGCUGGUGGGCUGGAAGCAAUAGCGACUAUUAAAGCAAUUAACACUGGCUGGUUACAUCCCACACUUAACCAAGAUGAGUUGGAGGCUGAAGUCACCAUUGACACUGUCCCAUAUGUGAAGAAGCAACAUAAAGUAAACGUUGCUAUAUCCAACUCAUUUGGAUUUGGAGGCCACAAUUCAGUUGUUGUCUUCGCACCAUUCAACUCUUAAAAUGUCGUCACAUUUUUAAUUGGUGUAUGAACUUUCGAACGUAUUGAAAAGUUGAAUUUCCAUUCACAAAUAGUAUAGUUUUAUGUUUGGAAGUAUUAUACGAUACUUCCUUUUUUUUGAGAGAUUAAUAGUAGAUUAUUCCAUUUUCAUUGGAUACUAAUUAACAACUAUGGAU